CUACGUUUCUCUCAACCCCAAUGCCCGAACUCGCUUUUGUUUCCGAUGCCCUGCAGUACAGGCCAGUCCAAUGUCCUGGACGAACUCCCUUGGUAUCGCUGGUGGGUGGUUCAGCAGCUUCGCAAUCAACCACAACGGCUGCUGUUGAGUCUACCGGACUUCGACUCGGAUAAGGAUCCCGAUUUUGGCCCCUUUUUCACCGUCUGGAAUCGGGUUCAAGCACUCAUUGUGGUUUCGGGCUUCAAAAGCAUCAGGAGCGUCACACGUGCUCUUGUCGACCAUGGCCUUCUUUCCACGAAGAACAAUUACGAAGCUGCUCAGUCAGCGGAGGAGCUUGUAUUUUCCAUCCUAGGCUGGCAGACGAUGCUGUACAUGCCCGAUUUCACCUCGUGCACUAAUGGAGAGUUUCGCAUUCUCAACGAGAUGGGCGGGUAUCGUGGCGAGACGCGAGUAAGCCUUUGUCAGCUUGCUUCUUCAAGCGAUCAGAAUUUGCCCACCUUUCUCCUUGGGUUUGGGGUGAUGCUUCCUCCGAGAAACUACUUCGCCCUGGAUGAGGCCGAUGAUCGCGCUCUCGUCAACAAGACCAAGUCCAUCAGCCGCAAGGAUCUCCACGCGCACCUGUUAACCAACGUGUGCAACGUGACGAUCGAGUGGGUCGACUCCCUCGCCUGCCAUCUUGAGCUGGAUCGACAUUCCGGGAAACUGUUCCUCUUUCGAUAUCCUUCGUUCUGCGUCUCGAAUCUCCAACAAACACAUAAACCGCACAAGGGGCAGGAUGGCUGGGGGAGCGUAUUGCAUCACUGUGCUAAUGAGAGGGCCAACCCGAUGCCGUGGGGAAACAAGGAGGACGUGACCGGCCUUCUCUGGGAAAUCUUGCUCUCCUACCGUCUGAUCUUUGGUCAGGAAAGGAGAUCACGGGCCGUCUUUCGAAAGAUACAGCCGUUCGCAGGCAUACCACCACAGGGCCGGGAUCCUCUGCUUGCUCAUCUGUGCGGUAGAAAGCGGUUCGAGUGUCCCGUGGCAAAGCUGGUGGAGCGGGAUGUAUACGACUUGGAGGCAGACUUUCCCCACCUUAGAGGUAGGAUAGCGUUGCUGAGUGGUUAUGCGGCCAGCAGAAAGCCUCGCAACGUUCGGCAAUUGUGGACUGACAGACGUGACUCGACCUCCUGGCUUGCGUUGUGGAGUGUUCUCAUCUUCGGCUCGCUGAGCAUUCUGCUUGCUCUCCUUCAGACGAUAUUUCAGAUACUGCAAUACCUUGAUGGGAGGCGACAAGGUGGUAAUGGUUGAAGAUGACACGUGGGAGGGGCCCCAGGGGGGAACAACAAAAACGAGAUAAAAAAGGAAGCAAGAAAGAAAGAAAGAAAGAAAGAAAGAAAGAAAGAAAUUCGGCGCCGUCAGCAGGUGAAGGGGACAAAUCUGUCCUAUUGUUCGGAUCUUGGGGGGACAGUUCAUAGAUACCAAUCUGACUUCUGAUCAUGCUCGGGACAAUGACAAAACCCACCCCGGCGGCCCGUCUAGAAAGUCUCCAGAACUGAUGCUUCACACCUCACGCUCUGCCCAGCUCUCAAUUACGCCUUUGAUUGUUGGCUCGUAUUCCUUGAGCACAACCGUGUCU
Canariomyces notabilis is the source of this 1615-nucleotide messenger RNA. RefSeq lists its product as uncharacterized. The record is from RefSeq and is a predicted model, not a curated record. Bases 46 to 1287 code for a protein of 413 amino acids. The transcript has a single exon. Lineage: Eukaryota; Fungi; Ascomycota; Sordariomycetes; Sordariales; Chaetomiaceae.